CGUAAAGCAGCUUGAUGCUGACAUUUUGAAUCAAGUGCCGCUAAAGCUAAAACUAGUUAGCUUUUUGUUUUAAUUAUACGUUCUAAUCUAGGCGUUUAUUUAUAAAGGACUGCCGAGUGAUGGUUGUUCUUUAGAAGCAAAACCUAACAAAAACGAGUGCACCAUGAGCAAAGAUAACCAGUCAACGGCAACAAUGAACGCAGAGUUCAACGGUUUUGUUCGGGAUAUGAAACCAUAUAUCAUCAAACACCCCAACGAGAGUGAGCGCCAGCAUUGUGCUUUAUGGAUAAAGAAGUUGAGUGACCCAGCAACAUGUGGAUCAAGCCUUAAUGGCCACAACGACCGCAAUCUGUACGCUCGUUUGCUUCUUCACAUGCUCAGAAGGGGCGUCCUGGAAGGUCCAUUUGCCAGCAAACCAGAACCUGGUAACCUCAGGGCCCUUCCUACUUACAUGUCCAUUUAUUUUGACGAACCUAUCCACGGUCGACCUGUGGACCACUGCAAAGCAACUCUUCCUGACUGGGUGACAGGAGAGCUGGUUGGCUGCACUAAUGACAGUUUGGCUGCUGGCCUCCCGAAGAACACUUCUACACCUCACACAGCUUAUAUCAGUAGCCAGCUGAGUAAGGAGAAGAGCCCACGAAGAGGAGCCACCGCCUCCAGCCCCCUCAAGCACUCACCCAGACAUGAAGCCAGAGCGGGUGAUGGAGGGCGUAUGUCUCCCGAUGACAGUGACUUGGAGGCUCGACUCAACAGCUGGAACCUGCGGGUUGAAAACCCCAGGUACUUGCGGGAAAAGGUCCUUCCCUUGUCUCCGAUUUGCAAGCCCAGCUUUGUAAGGAGCAGCACGACGGACGAAGUGGAUUUGCAGCUUUUGCAAAGCAAGGAGGUAGACAUGAGGGUCAAAAUAUUGGAGUCCAAGCACCUGGAGGAGAAACUAAAAAUGCAGCAGAGACACGAUGCAGCUGUUGACAAAAUUCUGGACCGAAAGAAUGUGGAGAUUGAAGAGUUGACAACUCUAUUUCGGACUCAGCAGAAGGAAUCCGAGGAGAUGAUCCACAAACUGGAGAGGAAAGUUCAAAGUAUGCUGAAGGAAUCCAAGGUUAUCUGCGAGAGCAAAGACACGCAGAUUGCUGAGCUGAAGAAGAUGACCGACCAGAGUGCCGAUUCUUUGAAAAAUGAGUUUGAGAGGAAGCUGCAUGCAGUCGUGGCAGACAUGGAGCAGGAGAAGUUCGAACUGCAAAAGAAGCAUUCGGACAAUAUCCAAGAGCUGCUGGAGAACACCAAGAUAAGGCUGGCAAAGAUGGAGUCAGAGUAUAACGCUCGCUCACAAUCCACUAUGCAAAUUGUGUGUGAGCUGGAGCAGCAAGCCAAGCAGCAGUCUGUGGAAGUCGAGAAAAGCAACGCCUUGUGUCAGAAAGCGACACAGGAGAAGGCCCAGCUGGAGAUCCACCUUGCAUCCAUCAAUGUCGAACUGCAGGAGGCUAACAGAAGGUUUAUGGUCCUGCAGAAAGACAAAGAUGAACAGAGCGUGCUGUUUGAGCAGACCUUACAGAAGUUCCAGGCCAAACACGAAGCCGACGUGAACCAUUUGCACAAGGAGCACACGCUGUCUGUGGCCAAGGCGUCUGAAGUAAUGGAGGACUUUGAGAAAACUAUUUCUGAGCUCAAACAGCAGCUCGUGGUCAGUGAACAUCAGAGACAGACACAAGCUCGGGAUCAGGAUUUGAAGUUCCAGCAGGAAAAAGAUGAACUGCAGAUCAGCUACAACGCAAAGGUUCUAGCGCUGCAUAGCGAGGUGGACAAAGAGAGAACAGAGGACAGGAGGAAGACGGCCAAACUCGAGGAUGUGCUCAGAGACCUGGAAAAGCAGCUGGACAGAACCCGGGAGAGCCACCGGGUGCAGCUCCAACAGGCCCACGUUGCACUGGAGCAGUUCAGGAGGCAGGUGAAGCUCAGCUCCGAGAAGGCCGAGACCGAGAUGAAGCUCCAGAUGGAGAAAGUUGAAGAGGACCUCCAGCGCUCCAGGUGCCUCCGUGAAAACCAAACAAAGGAGUUCUCGCAGCAACUCGAUGCCGUCAGAGAAAAAUUUGAGCAGCAGAUGGCUGAGCAGCGCGCCAAGCACGAGCAGGAGAGGACGCGCCUUCAACAGCAGCAUUGCGCCGAAAAGGACCGCCUGGUCCAGGAGCGCCAGCGGGAGGCGGGCAGCCUGGAGAGCCAGGCCAGGGCCGCCCUGGAGCAGCACCACAAACACACCCAGGAGUGGAGGAAGCGUGAUGGCCAGACUAUUUCCAACCUGGAGGCCCAGCUGGCACGCUCGCGGGAGGAACUCCACCUGGCCCGCGUCCAACAUAAGCAACAACUGGCGGAGACGGCGGCCCUCCGAGAGGAGGAGAAGCAGAAGGCUCACCUGGACAAGGAGGCGUCCCUGAAGCGAUUGUGCUCCGACAUGGAGGGCGUCCGCAGCGACCUUGAGAGAAGCCACCAGCAGGAGAAGGAAGCUGCUGAAGAAAAGACCAGCAGCAAAUUGAAGCACAUGGAGAAGGAGUACAGUCACAAGCUGGCCAGAUCUGCACAGGUGAUGGUGGAGCUCCAGCAGUCGGUGUGCAGCUCAAAUGAGGAAGCAGUGAGUCUGCAGCAGACCUUAAAGAGACAACUGGAGGAGGCCCGACAAGGAUGGCUGCAGGAGAGGAGAACUCUAACCCAGCAGGCCCACCAGGCCAACAAGGCUGUGCAGGAGAAGGUGGAAAGCCUACAGAGGAGGCUCCACAGCACAGAGAAGAUGCUGCUCAGCAAAGAGUUGGAGACUGAAGAGAAGGUCACCAUGGUGUGUCAGAAGUACGAGAACAAGAUGAAAGGUCUGAUCCCGGCUGAGUUAAGACAGGAACUGGAGGACACCAUCACGUCUCUCAAAUAUCAGGUGGAUUUCCUUCAGAGGAGAGCCUCGGUCCUGCAGGAAGACCUGGACGCAUGUCGCAGGAAGAGGUAGCGCCGAGUGGGGACGUCCAUCCGGCAGGAAGACAUCCAAUCAGAUGUGAGCGUCUCCCAUACCAGACAUGUUGGCUUUUUCUUCAUUAUACCUGGUCAGGUUACACGCUAUCUAAGACAUACUUGCCAACCCUCCCGAAUUUCAGGGCCUCUCCCAAAAAUCUCCCGGGACAACCAUUCUCCCGAUUUCCAGCAGGACUUAAGGCACGCCCCCUCCAGGUCCGUGAGGACAGCCUCUCGUCACGUCCGCUUGGCCAACCAAAAAGUAACCACAG
Messenger RNA from Nerophis lumbriciformis (worm pipefish), 3263 nucleotides. RefSeq names its product centrosomal protein 112 (gene cep112). The record is from RefSeq and is a predicted model, not a curated record. Lineage: Eukaryota; Metazoa; Chordata; Actinopteri; Syngnathiformes; Syngnathidae.